Messenger RNA from Cavenderia fasciculata, 684 nucleotides. RefSeq names its product SNF7 family protein (gene vps32). The record is from RefSeq and is a predicted model, not a curated record. The transcript is spliced from 3 exons. Gene Ontology annotation, biological process: vesicle budding from membrane; late endosome to vacuole transport via multivesicular body sorting pathway. Bases 1 to 684 code for a protein of 227 amino acids. Gene Ontology annotation, cellular component: cytoplasmic side of plasma membrane; multivesicular body; ESCRT III complex. Lineage: Eukaryota; Evosea; Eumycetozoa; Acytosteliales; Cavenderiaceae.
AUGAAAUUGUUUGGUAGAACUAAAUCAGCUCCAAAUACACAGGAGACAAUCGCAAGAUUGAGACAAACUAUAGAGAUGUUGGAAAAGAGACAAAAGUUCUUACAAGAAAAGGCCGAUAGAAAGGAAGAAGAAGCAAAGAUGUUUGUUGCAAAGAAAAAGAAAAGAGUAUAUCAUGAUUUACUAAUCUGUCUAAUCAUAUCUAUCCAUACAGAGGCUCUAUUAUGUCUUAAACAAAGAAAUACAUAUCAAAAUGAAGUUAAUAAAUUACAAGGAACAUUCGAUACACUUUCAACUCAAAUAUUUGCAUUAGAAAAUGCAAAGAUGAAUAUGGAGAUUAUGGAUUCAAUGAGAAGUGGAGCACACCACUUGAAGGAAUUACAAAACAAUUUAACGGUGGAAAAGGUCGACGACACGAUCGAAGAGAUUCAAACACAAAUGGAAGUACACGAAGAGAUUUCACGUGCCAUCUCUCAACCACUUGGCACUCAAUUGGACGACGAAGACGAUUUGUUGCGUGAACUCGAGGAAUUGGAACAGGAAUCACUAGACUCUCAACUCCUCAACAUCAAGGCACCACCAACCAAAGAACCACAAAUCAAAUUCCCUACUGCCUCUACCGUCAGACCUGAACUCUCAAAGGAAGAGGAAGAAUAUAGAGCUUUAGAAGAAAGUUUAGCAAUGUAA